AAAUCCCCAAAUCCUAACUCCAAAAUUUACUGGGACCAUCACAUUCAACUCAAAAAUCAAGAAGUCGUAGUCGCCUCAACGAGGAAAUAAAUGUUACUUUGCCUCCCUACCGAUACUUUCCUCUCCAUUUCCCGAUUUCUAUCCGUAUAAAUACCAACUCAACAUUUCCCCAUCUCCUCUCAAAAUCGCAAGCGACCAAGAUCAUCGACGAUGGCCACGAUCAGCUACUGGCUCGCGAACCACCCGUCAAUAAUAAACUUCCGAUGGAGCCACGCCCAGUCAUGGGGCUCCACGUGGUCCUUCCUCGUAGCCUCCAUCGCCCUCUACAACCUCCUCUCCCUCUCCCUCCACCUCCUCCUCCUCCUCAUCAAGAGGGAUGGGGCCCAGGGAGCGGGGCGGCGCCGUUACUGUUUCCCGGUGGUGGUGGCGUGCCAGUUCGGGCUGAUGGGUUGCAACCUGGUGGGCCAUCUCGGGUUCCUGGCGCUCCACUUUUGGAAAGGGGGGUGCAACGGGAUGGGGGCCUGGCUGUUCAAUUCGGUGCUCAAUGCGGCCCUGCUGACGCUGUUCCUGAAUUGUCACGUGAGGAGAGCUGUUGAGAGGAGGAAGAGGACGCUGCCUCUCGACGAUGAUGGUGAUUGUGGAAGUCAUCGUUGUGGCCGGCCGGCGCCGCAGAAAAUUUUCCAGGGGAAGAAGGAGAAUUGAUUAGUGAAGAGCCUCUGGAGAGGUGUAAUCUGUAAAUAUUAAUUUGUUUGGGUUUUAAUUUAUACGGAAAAUAGAGUUCAAUGUAAUUGUGAAAUUAAGAUAGCCCUGUUGUGCGGGAGUUUUUUUUUAUUUUUUCUCAAUUAAAGAAAUAGUUGA
Molecule: messenger RNA, 858 nt
Organism: Asparagus officinalis (garden asparagus)
Lineage: Eukaryota; Viridiplantae; Streptophyta; Magnoliopsida; Asparagales; Asparagaceae
Product: elongation of fatty acids protein 3-like
Exons: 2
Coding region: 211-702 (163 amino acids)
Source: RefSeq, a predicted model, not a curated record